UAUAUGCAUUGGUGGUCAGAUAACAAUUAUUAUUAAUAAUAAUAAAACAUACAUUUUGAAAUCUCGCCAAACAGGGACAAAAUAAUAAUCGGUGUAAAGUUGGCUCAGCGUUUGUUAUUCGACAGUGAAGAUGGGUUUGAACUUUAUGAUAAAGAAUAGUGUAGCUUGUUCAUGUGUCUAGUAUAUAACAUGCUAUGUUUACACGCCCAUGUUAAAGAUGCCGAUUGAUGCUGUUCUGUAUUGGCUAUACACUGCGUGAGCGCCGCGAACCGAAAGCAAUAGCACAGUUUGCUCCAGCUGUUUGGUACAAAAGCCUGUCUGAGUCCAGCUGUGUGCUGUUUAUGCCUUUGCGACAGAUGCAUUGCUCCGUAAAUGACAAGUGUGUUCAGCAUGUUCAGCAAAUGUGUCCCAAAAACAAUGAUGAGGAAUCCUGCGAGGAAGAGAUGGACACAUCUGAGCCUAACUGGCAUUGGUUUUACUUGGCUGAAUGUGGAGUGUGGCACAUGUUUGAGAUUGAUCCCAGUGCAGGAUGCUCAGUGACCAGCGAACAGAUUGAAGCGAACUACAACAGGAAUCAGCAUGGGUCCAUGGAUUUCUAUACACCGAAAUAUAGCUACAGAUUAGACUUUUCAGUUAUGAAGCAAAUCAAUGUCACGACUGGAAAACAGAGACCAAUAAAAAGGGCUCUACAUUCUGCCACUGGAUUUAGAUUUAUCUGUGAUAACCUGGCUCUGCCAGUCCCUUGUCACUGGGAAAGAGUUAACACAGAUGAGCCAUAUCAGCUCAUCCCUCUGUGCAGAGACACAUUUGAGUACAAAGAGGUGGCCAGGCUGUAUGAGAGGACCAUGUCUCAACCUAUAAAAUCCAUUCAGAGGAUACAGAACCUGGAUCUGUGGGAGUUUUUCUGCAGGAAAAAGGCUCAGCUGAGAAAGAUAAAACGUAUUAUAGACAUUGAUGAGAGGAUGCUGUUUCACGGGACGGGUCACAGUAACAUCCAGGCUAUUUGCACAUAUAACUUUGAUUGGCGACUUACAGGAAGUCAUGGUGAUGUCUAUGGAAAAGGAAGCUAUUUUGCUCGUGAUGCCAAGUACUCCAGCAAGUUCUGUCACUCCACCAGCAAACAUAACUUCACACUGCAAAGACAUGGCUUGGCACCACCCAUAUUCCAGAGUGACCCGCCGUAUAAGUGCAUGUUCCUGGCACGGGUAUUAGUAGGGGAAUACACAGUAGGUCACCCGCACUUCUGUCGCCCACCCUCCAAAGACCUGAGCAUUGCCAACUUCUUUGACAGCUGUGUGGACGAUAUGGUUAACCCGAAGAUCUUUGUAAUAUUUGACAGCAACCAGAUCUAUCCUGAAUACCUGAUUGAAUUCUACUGAUGAAGAGGCAAAGGACAAUGUGGACUAGUCAUUUAAUGAAGACACAGGAACAGUUGCCUCAAAUACAACAGCAAAACCCUGGUAUGAAGAGCCGUGACUUUCCUGUGUGUCAGUGCCAAAGUUAAGGUGUGUACAUGUUUGUGAUGAAAAUGACUCAUGUAAAACAGGAAAUGUGGGCAAGUACAUACUAGGAAUUCCAGUUCCUGAGGGCUAGAGUCAAGCACAGUUUGCCCUUUUCCCACCAUCAAUAUAUUCUUUUUUUUUUUCUUCCCCCCCCCCCCCCCCCCCACACACACACACACAGUUUGGUCUACUCCGUUCCCACCCACCAGCUAACUCUCUCCUCUAUCACAAACCAGCUACCAGCCAAUGAGGGUGGGGCAAACAUGUGCUUCCUCCAAACCAACCUUAUGUUUUCAUUGCUGCUCAUGCUGUGUCACAGGGCAGUAUAAAGAAUUCGGAGGAAAGCAUUUUCUGCCCUCUUCUGGAUACAUGACCUCAUAGAUGCCCAUGAUUGGCUAGUUUCUCUGUGACUGACUGGGGAGAGACCGUAUGCUAUCCUUCCCAUCCAGCAAGCAUGGCCUCGAGCAAAUUUUGCUUUCUUGAAUCCCGGACAAUGAUGACGAUGGCAACAUCGGGAUUCGUAGGCUGCACACUUUUUUCUGUUGCGUCACUCAGGAGCUAUGUUUUCAUUUAUAUUUACAACAUUUGACAGACACUUUUCGAGACUGGCUUACAGAACCACUUUGUGAUGUACACUGAAAACAUAUCCUUAUGAAUAUGUCAAGAUCUGGUUAUGCAAAUCAUCACUAAAUUAGUAGGUGUCUUUUGAGCAGGGAAAUAAGUAAACUGUGCUGAACUCUGUCUCCAGGACUGGAGUUGUACACCUGUGAUAUUGACUGUGAAUCAUUUUUAAUCCAUGCUCUUUUUAGGGCUGCACAAUAAUAACAAAGAUAAUUUCAGUUAUUUUUGCUCUGUACCGAGAUCAGUAUUACACUACAUGGUCAAAGGUGUGUGUGUGUGUGUGUGUGUGUCCAUGAUCGUCACACCCUCCCCCGAACUGUUGCUACAAAGUGGGAAGUAUAAAUUGUACAAGAUGUAUUUGUAUGCUGGAACAUUAAAAUUUCCUUUCACUGGAAUUAAGGGGCCCAGACCUAUUCCCCUAUAUAUAUAUAUAUAUGGGGCGGCACGGUGGUGUAGUGGUUAGCGCUGUCUCCUCACAGCAAGAAGGUCCGGGUUCGAGCCCCGUGGCUGACGAGGGCCUUUCUGUGUGGAGUUUGCAUGUUCUCCCCGUGUUCGCGUGGGUUUCCUCCGGGUGCUCCGGUUUCCCCCACAGUCCAAAGACAUGCAGGUUAGGUUAACUGGUGACUCUAAAUUGACCGUAGGUGUGAGUGUGAAUGCUUGUCUGUGUCUGUGUGUCAGCCCUGUGAUGACCUGGCGAUUUGUCCAGGGUGUACCCCGCCUUUCGCCUGUAGUCAGCUGGGAUAGGCUCCAGCUUGCCUGCAACCCUGUAGAAGGAUAAAGCGGCUAGAGAUGAUGAGAUGAUAUAUGUAUGUGUGUGUGUGUGUAUUUAUUUUGUGUGUGUAUACAGUAUGUGUAUGUAUAUAUGUGUGUAUAUAUGUAUAUGUUUUAUAUAUACAGUGUAUAUAUAUAAUGUGUGUGUUGUGUGU
Messenger RNA from Neoarius graeffei (lesser salmon catfish), 3049 nucleotides. Its product is annotated as protein mono-ADP-ribosyltransferase PARP11-like. Gene Ontology annotation, molecular function: NAD+ poly-ADP-ribosyltransferase activity. The transcript is spliced from 7 exons. Lineage: Eukaryota; Metazoa; Chordata; Actinopteri; Siluriformes; Ariidae. The record is from RefSeq and is a predicted model, not a curated record. Bases 228 to 1379 code for a protein of 383 amino acids.